Trametes versicolor FP-101664 SS1 is the source of this 1419-nucleotide messenger RNA. RefSeq lists its product as uncharacterized. Bases 1 to 1419 code for a protein of 472 amino acids. Lineage: Eukaryota; Fungi; Basidiomycota; Agaricomycetes; Polyporales; Polyporaceae. The record is from RefSeq and is a predicted model, not a curated record. The transcript is spliced from 15 exons.
AUGCAUCUACUACAAGCCGAGGCUCAGAUGGUUCCGUUCCCUGCAGCGCGUCUGCAUCAGGAACCUGCCAUGUGCGAUUGCCAGCACAAACCGCUUCUGAGCCCUGCUAUCAUAGAACCGCGAGGAAUGGAGCCCGCCGCCCAGAUCGUUUGCCAUUUAGCAUCCUCGUUCUACGAUGGGAAUGCCGAGUCUCGGCUGGCGAACGACAUUGAGUCCUCUGCAGCCAGUUCAAUCUUCGGCGACGAGCUUGACCCAGACUACGAAAUCAUGGCAGCGUCGCUGAGCUCUGCUGUCACUGCUCAGUAUAUUGCCGAGGUCCAGGGGUUGACAACGAACCUCUCGUGUGGAAUUGCAACCACAGCGCUGCUGUUGUACGACGUCAUUCUCACCUCAGGCAGGGAAUACCAGUACAUCUGGCGAUCAAAGAAGUCCUGGGUAUCUCGAGGCCUAUAUGUAUGGAACAGGUACAUGUACUUGUUGUAUCUUCUCAUGAAUCUUGGGACCAUUCCGCCAAUAUCGGACAUAAGGUGGAUGCAUGUCCUCAUGCUUACAUUGCAAACUCUCUCUGAUGUUGGGCUUGCUGGAAGCUGUGCCUCACUCGCCUGGAUCGCCUAUGUCCUAGACGUCCUGAGUCUGAUUGGACCUGCCAUGUUCACUACCCUGCGGAUAUACGCGCUCUCAAGAAAUAGCAAGAUCCUAGGUGGUGCGGCACUACUACUAAGCAUGGUGCCCUUCGUGGUCAACGCGAGCACCGCAUACCUGAAGUUACCAAUCAAUCUCCCCGCACCGUUGAACUGCCAGUACGCAAACGCUGCGAGCACGGGCCUCAGCAUUGGGUGGGACUUCUUCCUCCUGGUCGUGGCCUCUAGGGGCUGUCUGAUUCUUGUGGACUCCCUGGCGGUUGUUGUCACCUGGAGCCAAACACGUGCAGCGAUUAAGCUAAGGGCAGGUACUUUGAAGCAUCCUUCCCUCCAACAAGUGAUGUGGGAAAAUGGGACUGUCUACUUUUGCAUACUGGUUUCCAUGAAUGUGGUGGACAUGGUGCUGGUUCUACUAUCUAUUGCCAUAGAAUUGGAAGGGGUAUCCUCGUACGUUAUCUUAUUCAUCGACCCAAUAUCCUCCGUCUUGAACAGUCGCUUCUUGCUCGCUAUCCACGAGACGAACGCGCGGCUGGAAGGGGCAGCGGAUACCUCCAUAUCCUCUCUCUCUCUACACACCGGUAGGGGGGGCACCGCGCAGGCAGGCUCACCUGAGCUCCCGGAUUUCCUCGGCAUCAUCGGGGGCUCUUUCCGCUCGUUCCAUGACGACAACGAGGACCUGCAAUCGCUUGAAUUUGCGCCGCCGCAGGAUGAGGAGCAUCAGUCCGAGCCGGAAGGAGAUAUUCAGGAGAUUAGGAGGGACGGAGAGUAUAUGGCCUGA